UCUUCAGAGAAAUUUUUUUAACAAUACUGGAGACCUCCUCUAGUUCUUUUGAACAGAAAUGGAUGGUUAUUCAGGCAUUGACAAGGAUUUGUGCAGAUGCACAAUGUGUAGUGGAUAUUUAUGUGAACUAUGACUGUGAUUUAAGUGCUGCUAAUAUCUUUGAGCGUCUUGUAAAUGACUUGUCAAAAAUUGCUCAAGGCAGAAGUGGACAGGAGAUUGGAAUGUCAUCUAUUCAGGAGUUAAGCUUGAGGAAGAAAGGCCUUGAGUGUUUAGUUUCUAUUUUGAAAUGUAUGGUGGAAUGGAGCAAAGACCUCUAUGUUAAUCCAAAUCUCGAGGCCAGUCUUGGUCAGGAAAAAGUAUCUGAGCAAGAUGUCAAUUAUGGAAAAGUACUGGAUUCACUCAUAAGGCGAGACAGUGUUAACUCCAUGGACUCAACUGUUUCCUCUGGCAUUGGUAGUACAAGCACUCAGGCUUCCUUGGCUGAUGACCCUGAGCAAUGUGAGGUCAUUAAACAGCAGAAGGAAGUAAUAGAACGUGGUAUUGAGUUGUUUAACAAAAAACCAAAGAGAGGAGUGCAGUAUUUACAAGAGCAAGGCAUGCUUGGGUAUACUACAGAGGAUGUUGCGCUGUUUCUUCAACAAGAAGAAAGACUUGAUACUACUCAGGUGGGAGAUUUUCUUGGUGAAAAUAGCAAAUUCAACAGGGAAAUUAUGUAUUCCUAUGUGGAUCGUCUUGAUUUCUGCGGCAAAGACUUUGUUUCAGCUCUGCGGAUUUUCCUGGAGGGCUUUCGUUUGCCUGGAGAAGCCCAAAAAAUAGAUCGUCUGAUGGAGAAAUUUGCUGCAAGAUAUUUAGACUGCAAUCAAGGACAAACACUUUUUGCCAGUGCAGAUACAGCCUAUGUUUUAGCCUACUCAAUAAUUAUAUUGACCACUGAUCUUCACAGCUCCCAGGUUAAGAAUAAAAUGACUAAGGAGCAAUAUAUCAAGAUGAACCGGGGAAUUAAUGACAGCAAGGACCUACCUGAAGAGUACUUGUCUUCUGUCUAUGAUGAAAUAGCUGGAAAGAAAAUUGCGAUGAAAGAAACCAAAGAGUACUCCAUCACACAAAAAUCUAACAAACACAAUGUAGCAAAUGAGAAACAAAGGCGCCUACUCUGUAACCUGGAGAUGGAACAGAUGGCUAAAACAGCCAAAGCUUUGAUGGAGGCAGUUAGCCAUGCACAGGCCCCGUUCACGAGUGCAACACAUCAGGAGCAUGUCAGACCCAUGUUUAAGCUUGCCUGGACCCCACUUUUGGCUGCUUUCAGUGUUGGCCUGCAAGACUGUGAUGACCAAGAUGUUGUGGCACUAUGCUUGGAAGGAAUCCGUUGCGCCAUAAGAAUAGCCUGUAUUUUCUGCAUGCAGCUUGAAAGAGAUGCAUAUGUCCAAGCCUUGGCUCGUUUCACUCUACUUACAGCCCGCUCAAGUAUUACAGAGAUGAAACAAAAGAAUAUUGACACAAUCAAAACUCUAAUAACUGUGGCACACACUGACGGAAACUAUUUGGGACAUUCUUGGCAUGAGAUUUUAAAGUGUAUCAGUCAACUGGAAUUGGCUCAGCUUAUUGGAACUGGAGUUAAAACCCGCUGUGCAUCUGGUGCCAUAAGAGAAGAAGAAGGCAGUACCCGUGUUUUCCCACCCAGUGCAGAGGAGUUCAUACCUUUGAAUUUGGGAAUAUUAGUUGGUGGCACAGACAGAAGAAUGGCAAGCAUUCUGGAGUCCGUUGGAGAGACAAGCUCACAGAGUGUUGUAGUUGCAGUGGAUCGAAUAUUUACUGGAUCGACAAGAUUAGAUGGCAAUGCAAUAGUGGACUUUGUGCAUUGGCUGUGCGUGGUCUCAAUGGAUGAACUAGAAUCACUUCAUCAUCCUCGCAUGUUCAGCUUGCAGAAGAUUGUAGAAAUCUCAUAUUACAACAUGAACAGAAUCCGGCUACAGUGGUCUAGGAUCUGGCAAGUGAUUAGAGAUCAUUUCAAUAAGGUUGGCUGUAACCCAAAUGAAGAUGUGGCAAUAUUUGCUGUCGACUCCCUGAGGCAGCUAUCUAUGAAAUUUUUGGAGAAAGGAGAACUUGCAAACUUUCGUUUCCAGAAGGAUUUCCUGAGGCCUUUUGAACAUAUCUUGAAAAAGAACAGGUCUCCAACUAUCCGUGACAUGGUAAUUCAUUGCAUAGCUCAAAUGGUGAAUUCACAGGCUGGCAAUAUCCGCUCUGGCUGGAAAAACAUUUUCUCAGUGUUUCAUCACGCAGCUUCAGAUUAUGAUGAGUCAAUAGUGAAAUUGGCUUUUCAAACUACUGGUCAUAUUGUUGUGAGCAUAUUUCAGAAACAUUUUUCAGCUGCCAUAGAUUCCUUUCAGGAUGCAGUAAAAUGUCUGUCAGAGUUUGCUUGCAAUGCUGGUUUUCCCGAUACAAGUAUGGAAGCAAUACGACUCAUCAAACACUGUGCUAAAUAUGUGUCAGAAGGACCACAGUCUUUGAAGGAGUAUACUAGCGAUGAUAUGAAUGUGGCCCCAGAAGAUCGAGUAUGGGUUCGUGGAUGGUUUCCUAUCCUCUUUGAACUGUCUUGCAUCAUUAAUCGUUGCAAACUGGAUGUUCGAACUAGAGGUCUUACAGUUAUGUUUGAGAUAAUGAAGAGUUAUGGCCUCACCUUUAAGAAACAUUGGUGGCAAGAUCUUUUUCGGAUUGUCUUCAGAAUUUUUGACAAUAUGAAACUCCAAGAGCUCCAAACUGAGAGGACAGAGUGGAUGAUGACAACAUGUAAUCAUGCACUCUAUGCAAUCUGUGAUGUUUUCACUCAGUUCUAUGAGCCUUUAAAUGAGUUCUUACUGGCAGAUAUUUUUGCACAAAUUCAGUGGUGUGUAAAGCAGGAUAAUGAGCAACUUGCAAGAUCAGGCAUAAAUUGUCUUGAAAGUCUCGUAAUUCACAAUGGUAAGAAGUUUUGCCCCCUGGUAUGGGAUCAAACCUGCAGCUGUAUGCUGGAGAUCUUCAAAACCACAAUCCCUUAUGCACUGCUAACAUGGAGACUAACUUGUCAGGAUGAUGAUGUUCUUGAAAAAUACUUUGAUGUGGAAACAGAUUGUCAGUCAAUUUGCAGUACUGAGAGAAAUCCAUCAGAAAGAGGGUUGAGCCAGCUGUCUAACCACAGUGAUGAAACCUGGAAAGGAAAAUCCUUUGCAAAUUACAAGCUGUUUGGGAGCCUUCUAAUUAAAUGUGUAGUGCAAUUGGAACUGAUUCAGACAAUAGACAACAUUGUCUUCUACAAUGCAACCAGCAAACAAGAGGAAGAUGAACAUAAGGCUGCAGCUCAGGAUAUUUUCGAGGCUGAUGUUCACUUUGAUACAGAAAAUCAAGAGAUGUACAAGUACAUGUUCUCUAAACACCUUUUCAAGUUGCUCGACUGCCUCCUUGAGUCACAUUCCUUCGCAAAAGCAUUCAACUCUAAUAAUGAACAGAGAACAGCACUGUGGAAAGCAGGAUUUAAAGGAAAAUCUAAACCCAAUUUAUUGAAACAAGAAACCAGCAGUCUAGCUUGCUGCCUACGAGUUCUCUUUUGUAUGUACUUAGAUGAAAAUUUAAAGGAUUCCUGGAAUGACAUACAGUUCAGACUGAUCAAUGUGUGCAGGGAAGCUGUUUCCUACUUUAUUUCUCUGACUUCAGAAAGCCAUAGAGAAGCUUGGACUAACAUUCUGAUGCUACUCCUUACAAAAUCCUUAAAACUGAAUGAUUCAAAAUUCAAAAUCCAUGCUUCCAACUACUAUCCCUACCUGUGUGAAAUCAUGCAGUUUGACCUAACCCCAGAACUCUGUGCUGCAUUGAGAAAGUUUUUCCUGCGUGUUGGCCUUGUAUUUCAGAUAUAUGCUGUUGAGAACCAAAGAAAAAUUGUUGAACCUUAAAACAUAAUGUGUAUAAGAAUCUGCUCAUUUGGAGGAAACUAAUAUAUAUAUAAUCAACAGAAAGCAGCACUCACAGGAAUGAGGUGGUUUAGUGCAUGCUUAAAAUUGUAUAUAAUAUCUUAUUUUUCUUUGACUUUAAAUGUGUUUAAAGAUUCUAAAUGGUUUGUCAUAAUUUAAAAGGUUUUAGCCUUUGAAAGCAAUUAUAACAAUGUAGUAGAAAUAAAAAUAAGAUAUUCAUUUUUUUGUUUAAUCUCUUAUUGUAAGUCAAUUAUAUAUUUAUUGCUGUUUCCCUUUACAUACUGAGAUAUGCAUUUAAUUUACAUUCUUGUUUGUCAAUAUUGCAUAUGAUCCCACUGCCUACAAAUUGGCUUCAGGAAAUGGGUGGAUGAAUGGAUAUGCAUACAUGUAUAAAUAAAUGGUGCAUUUCAUGUAGUGCAAAUUUAUGCUGCAUAUUUGUGGUUGGAAAUUAGAUAAAUAUUACGUAAUCAUAGUGUAUUGAACAUGGUAACAUCUCUAAUUGUUUCAUUGUUUAGUAGAUUUAGAGUUUUAUUUAGUCAGAGAAAGACUUUAGGCAAUAAAGUGGAAUUUGAAACCA
Messenger RNA from Polypterus senegalus (gray bichir), 4518 nucleotides. RefSeq names its product brefeldin A-inhibited guanine nucleotide-exchange protein 2-like. Gene Ontology annotation, molecular function: guanyl-nucleotide exchange factor activity. Gene Ontology annotation, biological process: regulation of ARF protein signal transduction. The transcript is spliced from 29 exons. Bases 63 to 3923 code for a protein of 1286 amino acids. Lineage: Eukaryota; Metazoa; Chordata; Cladistia; Polypteriformes; Polypteridae. The record is from RefSeq and is a predicted model, not a curated record.